Aspergillus versicolor CBS 583.65 is the source of this 807-nucleotide messenger RNA. RefSeq lists its product as uncharacterized. NCBI's taxonomy places the organism in Eukaryota, Fungi, Ascomycota, Eurotiomycetes, Eurotiales, Aspergillaceae. The record is from RefSeq and is a predicted model, not a curated record. The coding region runs from base 133 to 594 and encodes 153 amino acids. The transcript has 3 exons.
CAGUCCAACUCCAACCUCGAAGCAAGUGACAGAGGGUAGAUUAAAUAGCUGCAUUACCCCCCCUUGGCUACAGCCAUCGUGCAUCAUACUUGGUGUAAAGGAGGGGUGGAAUCUUUAUCGAUAGGACCAUUUAUGCCCACCACUGAAUUUCCUGAGUGGUGUCCCUGCGUGACCUUUACCAUAUCUACCGCCUUUAUCGUCUCUUCAAUCAAUCAUUUUUAUGAUUCUGCAUUCGGCCGUCCCAUUCGUUAUCGCUUUCAUCGCUGUAUCCAAUUUUGCACGCCUCUCCUUUAUCGAUUAGCGGUGCUCCAGAGUUUCCCUCCCCAGCCACCGUUGAGAGCACUUGACUCUCCCCGUCAUGCCGAUCAAUGCGUAGCACAGAUCCCACGGAAAAGAAGAACGAAAAUUUUUCCUCUUGCUUGUUGCGCAACCACUAACAUUGAUCCAUCGCAUAGCACACCGUCCAAUCCCGUUCCUUCGUUGGCCGAUCUUUCGCAGCGCUAUCCAUCCUCCUUCAUUCCCACCCACCGCCUCGAGUGCCUUGAGGUCAUGAACUCCAUGACCUUCAUCUGUAUCCUUACUUCUCCCUAUUAAACACCCUGCGAUCGCCCUCAUAUCACUUCCCCCUCUGUCGCCAGGAGCCAGAUGCUUCGGCUGUUUACUCUCAGCCGACAAAAUUCGGUACCUGGUUGAUAAACCUUUGCUUGGUCCGAGUUGAGAUCAACUUUUUUUUUGGGGGGGGGAUCGCCAGCAGGCGCCGAACGCUUGUGAUUUAGCAGUACGACGAGUCACCGAGGUGGGAUUUUU